UUAUUGCAAACACACAUGCACGCUACACGUGAAAAGGGACCGGGAGCUAAGAUUAAGAAGCUGCAUUAGUCUGAUGAAACUGCAAAGUCAGAUCUAGAUUGAAGCGUAUUUCUGUUCAAAGAGCUCAUGUGAAGUGAGGAGAUGAUGAUGAUGACGUUCAAGGUGGCUGUCCUUGCAUUCUUUAUGGGCUGUAUGCUUCAGCGUGUUUACACAGACCAGCCUCCAAAUAUCAUCUUUAUUCUAGCAGAUGAUCUGGGUUGGAACGAUGUCAGUUUCCACGGUUCUUCACAGAUCCCGACCCCGCAUAUUGAUGCCCUGGCACAAGAGGGCGUGAUUCUUACCAACUACUAUGUGUCACCCAUCUGCACGCCAACGAGAAGCGCCAUCAUGACCGGCAAGCAUCCCAUACACACAGGUCUAGAACAUGGAGUUAUAGGAGUAUCCCACCCAUAUGGAUUGGGGCUGGAGGAGAAGUUAAUGCCUCAGUACCUCAGAGAGCUAGGCUACAGGACGCAUAUGGUAGGAAAGUGGCACCUGGGGUUCUUCAAGGAGAGUCUUACACCUAGCCAUCGUGGCUUUGAGUCCUUCUACGGUUACUAUGCAGGAAUGGGGGACUACUAUACGCAUGAAAUAACGUCUGACGGUAACAUGACAGGUUUUGAUUUUCACAUGGAUGGGUCUGUCCAUAAGCCCGUGUUUGGUCAGUAUUCUACCGAGAUAUUUACGGAGAGGACCCAGGAGAUUAUUCUUAAACAUAAUCCCAAGGAGCCUUUGUACAUCUACCUAGCCCACCAGGCUGUACACAGCGCCAACUACGACGGUCAGAGACUGCAAGCACCCCAUGAAUAUUACAAGAGAUUCCCUAACAUCACACAUGAAAACAGGAGAAAAUAUGCUGCAAUGGUGGCAGCCUUGGACGACUCUAUUGGAAAUAUCACCCAGUCUUUAAAGGAGAGCUCCCUCUACAACAACACCCUUAUAGUUUUUACGACCGACAACGGGGGCCCCGCCAACGGCUUCGACUUUAACUACGCCAGCAACUGGCCUCUGCGAGGAAUGAAACAUACGACAUGGGAGGGCGGACUGCGUGGCGUGGGAUUCCUGUGGGGCGCCCUCAUUGAGAAGCCAGGGAGAAUGAGCGAUGGGAUGAUGCAUGUAUGUGACUGGGUUCCUACGCUGUAUGGCUUAGCGGGCGGUAAUACCAGCACGUUGCAACAUCUAGAUGGUAUUGAUGUCUGGCCAAUGCUCUCAAGAGGGAAGCAAUCACCUCGCCAAGAAAUUCUCCACACUAUUGACCCUUUGCUUGACCUGUCGGCCAUACGUAUAGGAGACUACAAGCUUGUACAAGGGCAAAGAGGAACCGGUAGGAAUGGCUGGUAUCCACCAGAAGGCGUGUCAUUAGCAGAUCUGGAUUCUAAACCAGUUCCUAACGCCUUUGUUGUGAGUUGCCCAUACAAGCCUGCCAAUGCCUCUACCAACUGUAAUCCCUAUAAGAAACCGUGUCUGUUCAACAUUCGCCAUGAUCCCUGUGAAUUUAACAACAUAGCCAACUGGAAUCAGGACAUUGUUGAGCUGCUCCUGACGAGAAUUGAAGAGUACAGAGCAACGAUGGUUCCCAUCAGGAACAAGGAACCUGACCCACGGAGCUACCCAAAAUACCAUGACAACUGCUGGGUCCCUUGGGUCGAUGAUACAAGCACAGCACCAGGGACCCGUUUCACAAAGCCUUUUUUCAAUGACAAAUGACAAAAAUCAAUGACAGAUCUGCUGAUAACCAAUCAGAAGCAAGGAUUUCAGUAGCUUAUAACAAACACUGUCAUUUGUCACUGAUGACAAGUUUUGUGAAACGGGGCCCAGGAUUAUCGUGAUAUGGAUCUAAAGUACAGUGAAACCUAUAUGUAAAGGCCCACUUUGUAGGAAGUUACCCGAUAUAUUGUAAAGACCGCUCAAGAGACACUAAAAACAGGAUCUUUAUAGGCAGGUGGUCUUAAUGAACAGGUUCCUAAUAUAGAUGCCCAAAAUAUUCAUCCCCCGUUUAAUCGUAUAUAUCUAUAACUUCAUUUUCUAUCGCGGCUCAGUUGCAUGCAGUAAUUCCAAUUAUAAUGUCUAUGUUCAUGCAAUGUUUCCUCCUUCUUUUCUCUAUUUUUUUUAUCUUCCCUUUUUUUCUUGGUAAUCUUGAUUUUAUUUAGAUAACGUACCAAAGUUAUUGUUAUUUUGCAUAUUUUGAGAGGAUCAUUAUUAACAGGAUAUUAUAUGUUUGUAUUUUAAAGAUUGUAUAAUAAUGUUUUUAUCUUGACGUGGAAAUAAUGAGGUACACCAUUCUCUAAAAAACAAUGGUCUUUCUAUACAGGUCAAAAAGCAGGUUUGACUAUAAUAGACCGGUAUGCGGAUUUGCUUGUGAGUGAGUACCAAUCACCUAAUAGCCAUAAAUUAUUUCCAGCUAGAAUGUAUCAAUUCAGACUGAAAAAAAAAU
Messenger RNA from Strongylocentrotus purpuratus (purple sea urchin), 2473 nucleotides. Its product is annotated as arylsulfatase I. NCBI's taxonomy places the organism in Eukaryota, Metazoa, Echinodermata, Echinoidea, Camarodonta, Strongylocentrotidae. The transcript has 11 exons. The record is from RefSeq and is a predicted model, not a curated record. The coding region runs from base 142 to 1746 and encodes 534 amino acids.